GUGGCUAUAGACGUACUGUCUCCACGACCAGGAGUCACAAUCGCAAUGGCAGGACCACGGCUGAGGGAGAAUCGAUGGCGGGUAUUACGGCUGAGGCGACAGUCUAUGUCGGCGACCGGUUGUUCGAUACAAAUGAUAGGGUCAGCGUCAGGAGCUCCGAUGACGCGGCCGCUAUGUUUCCGACCGUAUCGACAUUACGUAGUAGACGCUCAAGAGAUCGGAAUAACAAAACGAGUACGAGGACCACAACAUCAAUCAUGGAAAAACGCGCUUUAUACUGCAGCUACCCUACUUCCUCGGUCAUACACGACAUCAAGAUCUUCUUCAACUGCGAGUGGUCAACAUCUUGCCGGAAACACUACUUCAUCCACAGGUAGUUAUUUUGGUUCACGACCUCUAGAUGAGUCUCCUGACGCUAAUGCCUAUCAAAAAUAUCAUCCGGAAAUGGAAAUCCGACGUAGACGUAGCAGUUCUUCAGUAUUUUCUGACUGGUGCACAACUUUCUCGGAUCUGGAGGUCCAUCCUUCCUUGUGCCAAGCGCUGCGCAAGUGUGGCAUAUCGCAUCCUACACGCAUCCAGGCAGACAGCUGGGCUACGCAAAUGGGUGGAACUGAUACCAUUUUGCGCUCUGAGACGGGGUCAGGGAAGACCCUCGCGUACUUGCUACCCGUGCUCAAUCGCAUAUACUACCAACAAGAAAGAGGGAGUGGUAUGGCUACGGCAGUUGCAUCCUCACGACACGAACGUCAAUCAUUCCUCCUGGGUUAUUUUUUAAGUUCAGGCGAAUAAUAGAAACGGGCAGCUGUACAGGAGGAAUGCUCAACAUGCUGGCUUCUUCAUCAAGGAUGCGACUGCGGUAGCUCCAAGAGUGGGAGUGCUGGCAGUGGAGGUAGUGCUGUUGACCGUGACUCGCGAUUGUUUUUCUCCUCAAGCUCUCCUGGUGCUGGUGACGAUGAAUAUCACCAUGAAUCGCGUCCGGUGGUCAUUGUGACGCCAACAGCGGACCUCUGUGCUCAGGUUAUCAGUGACAUCCAGCGGAUCGACAGACUGGGCUUGAAUUCUGUCGUCAUUCAGAGCUUGUUAAGGCUUCAAAAAGUCCACCCCAGCUAUCGUUCUCAGUCCCCAUCACGAGGAUCUUGGGUCUGUUUCUUGAGGGAAAACAGGCACCAUGGUGCUCUACUAGAUCACAUGGAUUUCAUCUAGCGCUAAGCGUGGGGACAAGCUGGGCUCGCAGUUUUCUGGACGAAAAUGGCGAUGGCGUGCUGACUACCACAGGACAGCAGGGCGCGCAGUUGAUAGCGUCUCCUCGGGUGCGGUGGGGUGCCGUUGAUAUCGUUGUGGGGACACCAACGAAAUUCGCGGAAGACCUACCACAAUUGGCCAGAGACGGAUAUUUUCCGGAAACCCUUGUCCUGGACGAGGCGGAUCUUCUCUUUCAUGGCGCCUCGAGGACCUACAUCUACGAUAUCAUUGUAUGGCACCAUUCCCAUUAUUCAUAGUAGCUAGAUAUAAUCCUACUAUUACAACUUGUGAUGCAAGCGUCCGGCAGCUCUUCCUCGACUAGAAUCUUCCCCAUUGCUGCUCCUCGUCCUUCGAGGCGCGCCUCCCCAUCUACUCUUCAGCCUGGUGCUCCCAUUGCGGCGCCGAGCUGCUCGAGGGAAGUCGGUGCGUUCUUUUCCCAGUAUUUGCAAAAUGUGCCGUUAAUUUUGAAAAGUUUUUAAGCCAAGAGACAUGCAAGUCAAUAAUUGAAUUUCUAUUUAUUUUGGAUAAAAUCAAAUUUUUUUGGUUUUGAUGAGCUUCAAACAUGUAUGUUUGGACGUUGAAGAGUUUUCAAAGUUCAGCCUUUCUUAGAGUGCUGAAAAUUACAUCAUUUUUUAUCCUUAACGUCAUCGAGAAUCUUAGGUUUGUUUUUUAAUUCAAACGCUUCAAAAUCAAUCCAAGCACGUCGUCGCUUUUCAAGUCGCAAGUGCGUACUUUUGAAACUUACAUUUUGGCAAAUUUUAGAUUUUCAACAAACAACAUUUUUCAAAUUACAUGUCCAAAAUCCUAAAAUUCUGAUUUUAAGCUGUUUAAAUCAAAUUCAAACAUACUCGGCGGCAAAUAUUCACAAGAACAAGGACUAUGCGCAUGUCCUAUGGGUCCCAUGGGUAUGAGAACUCUCAGGGAGUUGCAGGAAUGUUUUCCUUUCAGCUGGUUUUGCACCCUGGGUAGUACUAUGCACUGCGCACUUCUCGUAUUACUUUCUACUGGAGAUGAGUAGUUACUGUGUUUUCUUCCUAAAAGUACGUUCUCUCUUCAUGAAACCAGCACCUUCGACCACGACUACGAAUUCGACAGCCGGGCGAGAGCAGAGCAGGCCUGAUGCCUCCACUGGUGAAAACGCAAUUUGUGUUCUCUGCUGCUACAAUGGUCCAUCUUGGGCCCUUAUCAAUCGGCAACAUGCUGAUCGAAAGAUUCUGCACCGCGGAAACUAUUGCCCCAGAAACUGACAAAGUCAGAUUAGAAUCAGCGGGAAGCGGAACUCGAAGUCGGACAAGUACAGGUUCUUGUACUACCGCCACCGCGAACAACUCUAUCAAUUUGUACAACGUCCACGACGACAGAAACACCAAGCUCAAAGGUGGAAUGGACAACCACGAUCCAGAUAGUGGAAGUGGAAAUCCCUUUGACAAUGAAGAAUCUUCACUUUGGAAUUCCACAAAUGUGUCCGGUAUCGGCGGAGGGAGCGAUAACCACCGAUUAUGGCAGAAAUACAAAGACACCUUCAAAUGACUUUGUAGUUGUUGGUACGAGAAGAUGAAAUAAAAAGUACAAAUACUAGUACAGAUGGAAUAUUAUGGAGCAGCCUUCGAUCAGCACUGAGCACUAUUUUGGUGGUUCUAAUCAGACUGCCAGAUACUGUUGCGCUGCGGUGGAUUCAGGACGCAUCUGCAGACUGGGAUGCACGAGUACAGCAAUUACUUGAUCUGCUCCGCGAACGACAGGUGUUAAGAAAGGAAAAGCUGUCAUACUAAGAGAAAGGCCAUUGUAGAUGAUUGACCAUACGUCGAAGUAUGCCACUGAGCAAUAUACCACUCCCGUACAAAGAUCUUCUUCUUCAUCUCAUAUUUAUACGUUAAUUUUUAGGUUGUUUAACCCUCCACCACCUUCAUACAGACAGACGCUGAGAAGCCACAAUGAUGAAAACGAUACAGGACUGGAUGCGGAGAAGACGCUGAUAUUCGUAAACAAGACACGGAAUGCGGAGAUUCUCACGAAAACCCUUGCUGACAAAAAGUGGCCCGUUGUUCAAUAUGCCAGCGGGCCGCGGAUCGGUGCUCGGAUGCGCGAUGCCAGAAAAUUCCACUCGGGCGAGGCAUCAUAUGUUAUGUCUCGUAGACGAAGACGGUAAACUAGAUCUAGAUCAUACUAGAGAUAGAGUAGUGUCAUGAGUGCAGGAGUAUACUAGUACUAGUUCCUUUUUGGCAUGUGGAUGUCGUGCAUCCGCUGAUUGUUUCGAGGAUUGUCUUCAAACCAGUUGUGCUUCUCUAUUUCUACUUCAUCUUCAUACUAGUACUAUUACUCACCCUUCCUCCUGAUUUUCGUUUGUUUCAUAAAAUUCGUGUGCACAGACCUUGGUGGACGCGGCAUAGAUUGGCGCAACGUGGCACACGUCGUGAAUUUCGAGAUGCCUCGCGACGCGGUUGCCUUUCUGCACCGCGCGGGCCGGACGGGGCGCAUGGGUCGAGAGGGUCUCGUAACGAGUUUCGUAGAGCCCCAACGCGAUCGAAAUCUGUGUGAUCUUCUGCGGCGCAACUUGGAUCACCUAGAGCGGGCUUUUUCCGUAAAGCGCAGCCAGCGGAAACGACGGCGCCGUGCCGAAUUCCUCAAUAGUUCGCUGAUAACCGGAAUUGAUACCACAGAUUAUGCUGGAGAAGACGAAGGUGAUGAUGAUCAUGUCGACGGACACCGACGCGGUACAGAAAGAGAAAUUAGCCAUCUUUCAGGAGAUAGAAAUCAGAAUGGUCGUGAUCGCGGUUGUUCUGGAGACUCUUUCCAAUCGACGAUCUCUGUGGGUGACAGGAGGGUAGAUGCACAGCUGAAUACCAUCACGUGGAGGCACUCGGAGGAAGCUGCAGAUGAACCACGAGCGUCUACAAGUACAACACCCUUUAGCGAGACUUGCCGAGCACAUCAUGGACAGCAAAAGGAGUCUUCAUCUUCCAUUAUCGGUUGGACUGACAUCGUAGAGGAUGACGAAGACGAUGCAGGAUUAGCAGAGAGGUCCUCUAACCGCGAACAAGGUGGUCGCGGCAUUCUGAAGCGUCACGAGCCUUUCUUUGGUUCCACUCUGUCUAGUUCUGAGUUACUGAAAAUGGAUAACAACGCCCCUCAACAUCGACAAGCAAGAGCAGGAAGAGAAGCAUCAGGAUCAGGCGUCGAGGAGUUUGACGAUAUUGAUGAAGAUGCAAAUACAAGAACGACUCGAACUCAACAGAUGGAUCGGAGGAGUAAUACAGAUCAUGACCAGCAAGAGGAUGUCGAUUCGGAAGAUGAACUAGGAGGUCUAGGAAUAGGAAACAUCAACCACGAGAAGAGCAACGCCGCAGAUUUCGAUGAAGUGCGCAACAAAUUGCUAGGAGAAUUCGUGCGAGAAGAACAUAGGGAUAGGACGGCGCUUCAGGCACAGCCUCCGUCACCGGAGCAGAUGUGGGGGAGGUCAGCCGACGGCUUUGAGCCACCGAAAAAGCCACAGCGGCUCCGUCGGCAAGGUCAAAAGAACGCACUACGGAAUUUCGAUUCUUCUAGAUCAUAAGAAUAGAGGUGUUGAUGGUCGAAGAGAUUUUUGGUUGUAUCUUUCUCAUUUUUUUGCUAGCGUGUCACGAGUCUUGUUCUCCCUUCUCUGCUGGUUUUGUGGGUGUUCGUUGACGUGCUUUGCCCGUCGUGUCUGUUAAAAACAAGUACAGACAGCUCCUGAUGAUGUGCCCGGAUUAAACAUAUUGAUGAUCUAGAGGUCUCUUCGGCAUACGCGGCAUGUCACCACGUCUUUGAUGUUUUUGAUGUGAACCGUCUAUGAACGAUUGGAUCCAGAAGUGCCUUAGGCUGGGGGUACAUGCGCAAGUAGUGUGUAUAGCCGGUCAGAGAGUGGGCACAAGAUGUCAUCUCCUCGUGCCACAUCAUCGUUCCCGCACGGAAAGUUAUCAGGAAUUGGCCUGGAUGAUUGUGGAGGCAGUGGGCACCUACAUGAGUUUUGCUCUAGUAGAAGUAGCUCCCUGCACUUUCGCUUACCUCAAGGUUUGUCCAGAGCUGCCAGUGUCACAGAAACACUGUCAGACCACGUCUCUACGGUCACUAUGAAAGGUG
Messenger RNA from Amoebophrya sp. A25, 5343 nucleotides. The record is from the annotation of a GenBank genome assembly. Lineage: Eukaryota; Dinophyceae; Syndiniales; Amoebophryaceae.